Molecule: messenger RNA, 600 nt
Organism: Carya illinoinensis
Lineage: Eukaryota; Viridiplantae; Streptophyta; Magnoliopsida; Fagales; Juglandaceae
Product: cysteine-rich and transmembrane domain-containing protein WIH2-like
Exons: 3
Coding region: 170-463 (97 amino acids)
Cellular component (GO): plasma membrane
Source: RefSeq, a predicted model, not a curated record
CCCGUUGCCGUCCACUCAUUAGCCUCAAAUUCUACAUUCUUGCAUGACUUUUCAUUGCUUUACAAGACUUAUAAAUCCUCUCAAAAUUCCUCAACCUCUCAGUCUCCUCCGACCCUCUCUCUCUCUCUCUCUCUCGCAUUUUGUAAGCUAGCAUCUGAUUUUAUCAGUCAUGAGCCACCAUGAUAAGCAGCAAGUUCCUGGGGCAUAUCCCCCACCUGUGACUGCAUAUCCGCCGAACUAUGGAUAUCCACAGGCAGUAGUAGAUCAGGGCAAAGUUCAAGUUCCUAAUUAUUAUGUUGCACCACCUCCACCAAUUGGUUACCCAACCAGGGGUACUGACCCCGCAGCAGGGUAUCCCCAACACAUGCCUCCCGUUGAAACUACAACUAGGGGUGAAGGGUUUUGGAAAGGAUGUGUUGCUGCCUUGUGCUGUUGCUGGGUCCUGGAUUUUUGCUGUUGCUGAUACUAUUAUGCUCCCAUCAAUUUACAUUCAGUAAAUCUAAGCCUAAUUAUCCUCCAUCCAAUGGGCUGUGACCCAUCAUGUGUAAUCUAAAAUCUUCGAACGGUCUACACAAUUUGAGAGUAUUCGUACUUUAUUAA